AGUCAUCCCAUGUGCAUGUCAUGAACCUCAGUCACAUGUCAAAUAAAGAGCUCGUCUUUCUCAAUUUCAACCAGGACUUCAACUGUAUAGCGGUCGGUACCAAGAACGGAUACAGAUUAUACAACUGCGACCCGUUUGGCAAAUGUUAUUCUAAAUCCGGCGAAGGAACUAGCAUUGUCGAGAUGCUUUUUUGUACUUCCUUGGUCGCGCUAGUAGGCACUGCUGAACAAAAGUCGUUUUCACAACGGCACCUGAAAAUUAUCAAUACCAAGAGACAAUCCACUAUUUGCGAGUUAACGUUCCCUACUCCCAUCCUGGCCGUUAAAAUGAACCGAAGACGACUGAUUGUUGUGCUGGAAGAAAAAAUAUUUAUUUACGAUAUCAGCAACAUGAAGCUGCUUUAUACAUUGGAUACUGCUCCUAAUCCUUUAGCCAUCUGUUCCCUUUCUCCCUCCAGCGAAAACUGUUAUAUCGCCUACCCUUCAAGAAAUGUAACUGAUUCAUCUUAUACCUACCGCCAGCAAACAUCUGCUUCCUCUCACAUCACAGGCGAUGUUGAAAUAUUCGACGCAUUGGAUCUUCGCAUUGUUGGUAUCGUGCAAGCGCAUAAAUCCCAUGUGAGCUGUAUAACGAUCAAUGCAGAUGGUACCCUGCUGGCGACUUCAAGCGAAAAGGGCACGGUCAUUCGAGUCUUCUCGAUUCCAGAUGGCGCAAAAAUAUACCAGUUUCGACGAGGAUCGUAUCCAGCGAAAAUAUACUCUAUCGCCUUCAAUCUUGUCAGCACGCUGUUAUGUGUGUCAAGUGAUACGGAAACGGUUCACAUUUUCAAAUUAUCCGCAGGGGGUUCGCCCAAUGUCAAUGGCACAGAUGGAUACAGUGAAAAUUCACAAGAUUAUGAAGAGCCGCAGCCUCACAGUGAUUCUCGCAGCAGAAGUUCAAGCGUUGGUCAAAUGUUGCGAAGGUCAUCCAUGAAUAUUGGACGUAAUAUAGCGGGGAGCGUAGGUUCAUAUCUACCAGAGUCUUUAACGGAGAUGUGGGAACCUGCUCGAGAUUUUGCAUCUUUAAAGUUGCCUAGUACAGGCGUUCGAAGCUUAGUAGCUCUUAGCAGCACAACGCCACAGGUAAUGGUUGUGACAUCGGAAGGGUUUUUCUACCAAUACAGCAUCGAUCUGGAGAACGGUGGUGAUUGCGUACUCCAAAAUCAGCUCAGCCUUUUGGAACCUACAGACGAGUUGGAAGAGUUUAAUGGAGAAUAAUGACGAGAAACCAUCCUUGAGAAUAGUCGUCAAAAAGGCGGCUGAUUUUUAUAUAUACCAAGUUUUCUCCUUUGAUUGUUUUCCUUUAGCAUAAAUAUAAUUCCAUGUAAACGAUCCAAUUGACUUGGACGAAUGUUUCUCAACAAAGAAAGGUAGUCAUUCGCACAAUCAUCUCUUAGAAAU
Messenger RNA from Radiomyces spectabilis, 1439 nucleotides. Its product is annotated as WD40-repeat-containing domain protein. The record is from RefSeq and is a predicted model, not a curated record. Gene Ontology annotation, cellular component: cytosol; extrinsic component of membrane; fungal-type vacuole membrane. Bases 21 to 1256 code for a protein of 411 amino acids. Gene Ontology annotation, biological process: nucleophagy; protein localization to phagophore assembly site; protein lipidation. The transcript has 8 exons. Gene Ontology annotation, molecular function: phosphatidylinositol-3,5-bisphosphate binding; phosphatidylinositol-3-phosphate binding; protein binding. NCBI's taxonomy places the organism in Eukaryota, Fungi, Mucoromycota, Mucoromycetes, Mucorales, Radiomycetaceae.